Alosa alosa (allis shad) is the source of this 2426-nucleotide messenger RNA. RefSeq names its product iodothyronine deiodinase 3a (gene dio3a). Gene Ontology annotation, molecular function: thyroxine 5'-deiodinase activity. The record is from RefSeq and is a predicted model, not a curated record. The transcript has a single exon. NCBI's taxonomy places the organism in Eukaryota, Metazoa, Chordata, Actinopteri, Clupeiformes, Clupeidae.
AGUUUGUUAUUAAAUAUUAUCUCAUCCAUAAAGAAGUUUGAAUUUAUUACCACUGAUCAUUGAGUGCAUGUAACUCUCCAACGAAGAUGAUCAUCGUCUAUUGUGCACCCUUUCGUAGGCUACAUCACGGUCACAUUAACUUUCUCUUUACAAUAGUUUUUUUCGCUAUCAAGUAAAGCGAAUAUGUUUGCUCUAAGUGUUUUCCGCACCCCUCUGAAUAGUCUCCCUGUUCUUGUGGCAAUCACCAGCGCCGUCUAGUGAUUUUCCUAUGCGCUUGGUGAAAAUAAAGCACCUGCUCCUAGACAGCAACAAAGCAGGACAAUACAAAGCAGAAUAACCACAACUAACCUAUGCUAAAGGCUAAACAUUCACAUAAUACAUCAGGACAGGUCUGCGAUGUGCAAUGCUAGUUGUUUGUCUUCACGCUUAUUUUGUCUUAUAUAGAGUGUCACAGUGCAACGAAUAGCCUAUGCUUUGGCAAGUAGGCCUUGUUGAUCCAGUGUAGGCUAUACAUUAUUCUGUGCAGUAUUAUCUGUGCGGGAUUAAAAAUAUUGGUUUAUUAUAUAUUAAUAUGAUACGAGUUAUUUUCAUGGCAGCAUCCUUAAAUUCAGAUUAUGUUAUUGGGGCCCGUUAUUAGAAGUGUUAUUGUAUUGAUUAAAUUCUAUUUAUGCGAGAAAUGUGUAAAACCUAUGCGCAAUCAAUUAACCUAAACGUGCCAGUGGCAUACAUAUAGCCUGUAAGCUCAACAGGUAAGAUAUUAUCGGGUGUUCGAUAUUAAUGAAUGUGUUAUGUUGUUCCGAAGUGUUUCCUAUGUAUUUCUCAUAAAUUAGUCUUCAGAAACUAGUUAGGUUACAUUUCCCUAUCCCUUACAUCACCAACACAAGUUAAUGGGAGGUAAUCCCCACCAUGUGAGGGGUCGGUCAAGGUUGGAGGCGGAGUGUGUUUCAUUCAAAUCCUCAUCCCAGUCCUAUAAAAAGGGAACUUGUGUGCAGUCAAGAACUUAAGUGCAGAGGAUCAGAACAGAUGAUAACACAGCCACUCAAGUCUCCUGUAGCCAGGCCUAAACACGGUGGUCGCGCCACCCCCGUUCGGCAUGAAAACCAUCAAGGCACUUAAAAAUGCAGUCAUUUGUCUUAUUUUGCUGCCUCGCUUCCUGGUGGCUGCGGUCAUGCUCUGGUUCCUCGAUUUUCUGUGCGUAAGGAAAAUGCUGUUCAAAAUGCGGGAGACCGAGGGAAACGCGGAUGAUCCACCUCUGUGUAUCUCUGAUUCUAAUCGGAUGUUCAGCCUGGAGUCGCUGAAAGCGGUCUGGCACGGGCAUAAACUGGACUUCUUUAAAUCGGCGCACCUGGGACACGAAGCACCCAACACCGAAGUUGUGCAGCUUGGAGACCGAAAACCAACCCGGAUUCUUGACUAUGCGAAAGGCAAGAGACCACUAAUUCUAAACUUUGGUAGUUGUACCUGACCACCAUUUAUGACACGCCUGAAGGCGUUCCAGCGGGUUAUAAACCAAUACGCUGAUAUAGCAGACUCCGUUGUUGUGUAUAUAGAGGAGGCGCAUCCGUCAGAUGGAUGGGUGAGCUCCGAUGCGCCAUACCAAAUCCCCCAACACCGUUGUCUUGAGGACAGACUGAGAGCGGCAGAGUUGAUGAACCAAGAAGUGCCGGGUUGUCUUGUGGUCGCAGACAGUAUGGAGAAUUCGUCAAAUGCCGCGUACGGAGCGUAUUUCGAUAGACUUUAUAUACUCCAGGACAACAAGGUUGUGUACCAAGGAGGCAGGGGACCGGAGGGAUACCGAAUAUCUGAACUGAGAAACUGGCUUGAUCAGUACAGACACAGUAUUGAAAAUUCCAGGAAUGUUGUCAUUCAUAUAUAAUUUAAACUUUCUGUUUCACCCACGUUUAGAAAAUUGAGCCAUCAUUGACAGACUGCAAUCCCACUAGUGUUGUUCCCUUUCUCAUGAUAGGACUCAAACCAAUGAAAUUGUUUGUGAAGGCGGAAAAGUGUAUUUUAUUACAAGACAAGAAGUUGUGUCCUAUAACUCGUUAGUUUAUUUUAAACUUGGGCAUAUGAACAUCGUUAGGUAUUCAAUCAAUUAUGUUGUUUACUUGUUAGUUAUCAAUCGCAUAUUUGUAUAUUCGAAUUAUAUUGUUGCUGCAUUUGUUAUGCCCUUAUCUCCCUGUUCUGCUUCGUACUGUGUGAAUGGUUAAGGGGAUUCUCCUGACUGCGUAAUGCUCAUUGACAUACACCCCAGUAUUGUUGUGAAGUUCGGUUUUUAAAAGGUGCGUCACCAGAAAAUCGAUACUGAUGUCUUAAUACUGGUGUGCAUGUGCGUGUGCAUUGCCCUUUUUUAUCGAGUAUGUUUUGUAAAUGAUACAUCCUUUUUAUUGAAUAUAUUUUGUAAAUAAACAAACUUGUAAUUUAAA